Messenger RNA from Perognathus longimembris pacificus (Pacific pocket mouse), 1688 nucleotides. It is a transcript of the gene Ero1b, whose product is annotated as endoplasmic reticulum oxidoreductase 1 beta. The record is from RefSeq and is a predicted model, not a curated record. Gene Ontology annotation, molecular function: thiol oxidase activity; FAD binding; protein-disulfide reductase activity. Gene Ontology annotation, cellular component: endoplasmic reticulum membrane; endoplasmic reticulum. Bases 6 to 1412 code for a protein of 468 amino acids. The transcript has 16 exons. Gene Ontology annotation, biological process: protein folding in endoplasmic reticulum. Lineage: Eukaryota; Metazoa; Chordata; Mammalia; Rodentia; Heteromyidae.
GCAGCAUGGGCGGCGGGCGCCCGCGGGCCGGCGCCGGGCGGGGGGCGGCGGCGGCCGCCGCGCAGCUGCUGCUCGCCCUGAGCUGCCUCCCGAGCGUCGUCGAGGCCCAGGUGGCUGGCGUUCUGGAUGACUGCUUGUGUGAUAUUGACAGCAUUGAUAACUUCAACACCUACAAAAUCUUCCCCAAAAUAAAAAAGUUACAAGAGAGAGACUACUUUCGUUAUUACAAGGUUAAUUUGAAGCGACCAUGUCCUUUCUGGGCAGAAGAUGGCCAUUGUUCAAUAAAAGACUGCCAUGUGGAGCCGUGUCCAGAGAGUAAAAUUCCAGUUGGAAUUAAAGCUGGACAUGCUAAUAAGUACUUGAAAGUGGUAAACAAUACCAAAGAAUUACAAGAUUGUGAGCAAGCAACUAAACUGGGAGCAGUUAACAGCACAUUAAGUAACCAGAGCAAAGAGGCCUUCAUUGACUGGGCACGCCACGAUGAUUCGCAGGAUCAUUUUUGUGAACUUGAUGAUGAGCGGUCCCCUGCGGCCCAGUACGUGGACUUGCUGUUGAACCCGGAGCGAUACACCGGCUACAAGGGGCCCUCGGCGUGGAGAGUGUGGAACAGCAUCUAUGAGGAGAACUGUUUCAAGCCUCGAUCUGUGUAUCGUCCUUUAAACCCUUUGGCACCCAGCCGAGGUGAAGAUGAUGGAGAAUCAUUCUAUACAUGGCUAGAAGGUCUGUGUUUGGAGAAGAGAGUCUUCUAUAAGCUUAUAUCAGGACUCCAUGCCAGUAUCAACUUACAUCUGUGUGCAAAUUAUCUUUUGGAAGAAACCUGGGGUAAACCUAGUUGGGGACCGAAUAUAAAAGAAUUCAGACGCCGAUUUGACCCUGUAGAAACCAAGGGGGAAGGCCCCAGAAGACUGAAGAACCUUUACUUCUUAUACCUGAUUGAGCUUCGAGCUUUGUCAAAGGUGGCCCCCUAUUUUGAGCGUGCAAUUGUUGAUCUUUACACUGGAAACACAGAAGAAGACGCAGACACCAAGACCCUUCUGCUGAGUGUCUUUCAAGAUACCAGGUCCUUUCCUAUGCACUUUGAUGAGAAAUCCAUGUUUGCUGGCGACAAGAAGGGGGCCAAGUCGUUAAAGGAGGAGUUGCGGUUACACUUCAAGAACAUCUCCCGCAUCAUGGACUGUGUGGGGUGUGACAAGUGCAGACUGUGGGGGAAACUCCAGACUCAGGGUUUAGGAACUGCCUUGAAGAUACUAUUCUCCGAAAAAGAGAUCCAAAAGCUUCCAGAGAAUAGUCCAUCGAAAGGCUUCCAGCUCACUCGGCAGGAAAUAGUUGCUCUCUUAAAUGCUUUCGGAAGGCUUUCUACAAGUAUAAGAGAAUUACAGAAUUUUAAAGUCUUACUACAGCACAGUAGGUAAUACAGGCUUUUCUAUGUCUGAUUGGAGACAAGAAGGACUGUGAAGCCUUUUAGUCUUCUUGGACAUGCUGAAAGACUAAUGCAAGACGUCAAGAACUGAACUCCUCAGAGAAAAUUCUAGUGCUCACUUGAAUAUUUAUGACCCAUCCUAGAUUGCCAAUUAGAGUUAUUUAUAAAUGAAGUAUAUGGUUUUAAAACUUGUAAGUUAUACUCAUUCUGCGUCUGUUUUCCUGUGUCUCCGUCGGUUGCGUGUUUUGCUGUUUAGAGUUGGGUUUAA